Messenger RNA from Alternaria arborescens, 1560 nucleotides. RefSeq lists its product as hypothetical. The coding region runs from base 1 to 1560 and encodes 519 amino acids. Gene Ontology annotation, biological process: regulation of DNA-templated transcription. The transcript is spliced from 4 exons. Gene Ontology annotation, molecular function: sequence-specific DNA binding; zinc ion binding. NCBI's taxonomy places the organism in Eukaryota, Fungi, Ascomycota, Dothideomycetes, Pleosporales, Pleosporaceae. The record is from RefSeq and is a predicted model, not a curated record.
AUGGACACUAUGGAUGCCGGCAGUAGGCAGAGCAUCGGCUUGCCGUCAAUCAACCACAUGGAUACCGACAGAGUAAAGCGCGAAGAGGUCGAGUAUCAGAGAAAACACUCUGUCGCCGCCGCCAUGCCUAGUCCGAUGCAUCCCUACGCGGGACCGCCGCAUCUGCAUAGCAAUCACCAAUCGUCAGUCGCCAGCGCAGUACCCGGCUCGCUUGGAGGCCUACUGUCUCCUCCCGAAUCACGAAGGACGUCUGGCGACGAGAAAGAGACGCAACGACCGACGGCCCGUCAAUCGCUGCCUUCAAUACACGAGGCCCUAGGUUCGGAACAGCCGCUGUCAUAUCCAUCUACAGUGCCUCCACCUUCAGCGGUAACUUCAGCGCCCCAGCACUAUCAUCCACAUUCCGCUGCUGCUUCACCCGCUGAACCACGGCCACGACCAUUUCCAUCCGAUCCUCAGCACGCCAGCCAAGGACCUUCUAAUCCCUUCACCUAUCCGCGAAGCCCAUUCGUCGGUGCACCAGCAUCACCUACAGUCUCCCGGCAGCCGCCGCAAGUCCAGUCAGAUUCUCUGCCCCGCCCGCCCUUUUCAGAACCACGGCCACCCUAUUCUACUCCUCAACACAAUCCGAAACUGCCCACCCUACACCCACUUAAGACCACGCAAUCUCCGCCACCAAGCGUUGCUCGUCCCGACGCUCCUUACUCAUCUUAUCCCCCACCACCAUCAGCCACUUACGAGAGCCCUGCUCCUUCCUCGGCGGGACCCAUGAACCAUCAUUAUCCGUAUACGCAGCAUCCUAACUAUCCUUCAUCCACGCCUUCAGCAAGUGCUUCCAACUCGGCUUACCCCCCAGCCAGCUCAACUUACUCGGCUCCACCUCGGUAUGCUCCGCAACCGUGGCAGGAUAAUUCAGAGAUGGCUCGGCUAGAAGAGAAGAAGAUUGGUCGCUCAAGCUUAGCACCCUAUGGCGAGUCGGUCAAGCGACAUCUAGAGAGCUUUGACCUUGAGGCUUCUCUCAACGAGAUGGCCGAUGGAUCCGGACGCAUUGCCGAAUUUUCAAAAGUCUACCGACAACGUGCGCAUGAGAACCAACGCAUUGGCUUGACACCACAGUCGAUGCCAAGGUUAGACGAGGUCGAUGAUAUGAUCAAGCAGAGCGAGAGAAUCCAGAUGUCACUUCAACGGAUGCGAGAAGUCGUCUUCAACCACCACCAGGCGAGCAUCGUAGAGCCUCCCCAAGACCCACGCUACCGUCCGAUGAAUGGCUAUGAUGACAACGCAAGCAACUACGGCGAUGACACCAAGGGCAUGGGCGGCUUUGCUGGUGGUGACAAUAAGACCCGGAAGCGAGGUCGGGCCGCACCGCCAGGACGUUGCCAUAGCUGUAACAGAGCCGAGACCCCUGAAUGGCGAAGAGGGCCAGACGGUGCUCGAACCUUGUGCAAUGCUUGUGGUCUACACUACGCCAAGUUGACUCGCAAAAUGGGUGGCAAGCAAGCGAUGACAAGCUCAAAUUUACGACCCAAGUCCGUUGACCAUGGCUCACCAACGAUGUGA